Adineta steineri is the source of this 2178-nucleotide messenger RNA. The record is from the annotation of a GenBank genome assembly. Lineage: Eukaryota; Metazoa; Rotifera; Eurotatoria; Adinetida; Adinetidae.
AUGCCUCGAACUCGCUCAAAGAAACUUCUUGUUUUACUAGGUAUUCUACUCGGAAUCUUUCUUUUACAAUUUGUCUUAGUUGCUAUAUUGCCUGUGAACAACAAAACAACACCUGAAGUAAAUGUGAAUAAUGAGUUAUGUGUAACUCCAUAUUGUGUUAAAGCAGAAAAAUAUUUAAUUGAAAGCAUUGAUGAAACAGUUGACCCAUGUGAAGAUUUUUAUCACUUUGUUUGUGGAACAUGGAUUAAAAAUAAUCGAACACCUCAUGAUACAACUAACCUCGAUUUAUUGCAAACAAAAUUAGCCUAUAAUGUAGUUGAUAUAUUAACACUAUCAUCAACUAAUGACACAAACGAGCCAAAAGCAAUAAUCAACGCUCGUAUUUUAUAUUAUUCAUGUAUAGAUGAACAACAUAUUGAAGAUGAAGGUAUUAAUCCAAUACUGUCAUUGAUUAAUAAUGAAUUUGGUGGUUGGCCUAUUAUACAAAGUUCAUGGGACAAUUCAACUUUUGAUAUAUUAAAUCUUUUACUUAAAUUACGAAAAUAUCGGAAUAAAAUUAUAUUUAGUAUUGAGACAUCAAUUAAUAAUAAGAAUUCGACACAAUAUGUUCUUAGAAUUGGUGCAGGUGAUCUUGGAUUAGGUGAACGAGAAUAUUAUAUACAUAAAUCAAAAACUACUGUAGCUUAUCAACGAUAUAUAUUUGAUUUAGCAUCAUUAUUAUCAAAUGAUACAUUAACAAUCGAACAAGAUGUGAUUGAUAUGUAUAAAUUUGAAAGAAAAAUUGCGAAAUGUUAUCGGACAACUGGUGAACUGCGACGCCGAUCAAAUGUAGUAACUCGUACAACCGUUGGUAAACUAAAACAACUAUUGAAUACAAGUUUUGAUUUCACUAAUUAUUUAACUUCAGCUUACGCAUCAGCUAAUGUAACUCUCAUGGAUAAUGAUCUGGUCGUUGUAGGAGAACUCGAUUAUUUAUAUUGUGUUUCACCAAUUAUUGAAAAAGUGUCACCACGUAUAUUACAAAAUUAUGUUAUAUGGCGCUUUAUGAUGCCUCUAAUUGACACUUUACCAAAACGAUUUCGAAGCAUUAAAGACAAUUUUGAUCACGUAUUUCGUGGCACUACUACUGAACGAGCACGUACAGUUAUUUGUGGGAAUUAUGUAAAUAGUUUUAUGGGAUUCGCAGUAUCGAAACUUUAUAUAAAAAAAUAUUUUGAUGAUAAUGCUCGAAAUCAAUCGUAUGAACUGGUUGCUAAUAUUCGAAAAGCACUUAUUGAUAUGCUUGAUGAUUCGACAUGGAUGGAUAGUAUGGCAAAAACUAAAGCCAUAGAAAAAGCUUUAGCUAUUGAUGUACAAAUUGGAUAUCCAGACUACUUAGCUAGUGAUAAUGUUACACAGUUAGAAAUACAAUAUGCUGAUUAUGUCUUCGAUUUAUCUUUUAUCAAUAAUAUCUUAAAAUUACUUCCAAUAAAAGUCAAAGAAGAAUUUCAACUUCUUCGAAAACAUGUUGAUCGUAAAGCAUGGGAGGAUUGGCCACCGACUGUUGCUGGUGGUUACUAUUCACCAUUCAAAAAUCAAAUUAUUUUUCCAGCUGGUAUCCUACAAAAGCCUUUUUUUGAUAAAGAUGCCCCAAAAUAUUUGAAUUAUGGUGGUAUUGGAUCUGUUAUUGGACAUGAGAUAACACAUGGAUUUGAUGAUCGUGGUCGUAAGUUUGAUAAAGAUGGAAAUAAAAUUCCAUGGUGGACAGAUGAAACAAUAGAAACAUUUAUUGAACGUAAAACAUGUAUUGUUGAUCAAUAUAGUAAUUUUACUGUACCAAAUCUCAAUAUCCAUGCAAAUGGAGAUCAAACACAAGGUGAAGAUAUUGCUGAUAAUGGUGGAUUACGCGAAGCUUUUUAUGCGUAUCAAAAAUUCGUACAAGCUAAUCCAAAUGCUGAUAAAAGACUUAAGGAUCUUUCGAAGUAUUCACCUACACAAAUGUUUUUCAUUAAUUAUGCACAUAUAUCGUGUGCAAAAAUCACUGAUGCAUCUGCACGUGAUCGUGUUGAAUCCGGUGUUCAUUCAUUAGAACCAUUUAGAGUCAAUGGUCCCACAUCAAAUUUUGUUGAAUUUGAUCGAGCAUUCAAUUGUAAACCAGGUCAAGGAAAUAGUCGAGUGAAUAAAUGUACUGUAUGGUAA